AUGCCUUCCAAGUCCGCGCCCGGCGCUAUUUCCAAGCCCGACGCCGCCCUUGAGGCCGCCAUCGCCCCUAUCGUCGCUCGUCCACCGCAGCAGCCGGCCUCAUUUGCCGCGACGGAACUCCUCCGCGACUCGGCGGGCUACCAGGAUUGGCUCCUCGUCGUCCGCUCGCGUUUGCAGGCCGGUGUCCUCCGGUACCUGGAGAGCGGUGAGCCAUGCGCUUCGUGGCCCCCCUCGCUCGUUCCGUUAUGGGAUCACUACGCCCUUUCCUCGCUCUGCUCGUCUGUCGACCCUCGCUUGGUCCUCCCCGGCUUGUCGACCUUCCUCGACAACAGCGACGGCGCGCCGAAGAUCUGGCAGGCUCUCCGUUCUCGGUAUGGCGCCACCUCGGCUGUUGACCUGCUUCCGGCCGUCAUCACGCUCUUCAGCACCGAGGAGCUCCCCGCCACCACGGACUCGUUCCUACAGUUCCAUGACAGUUUCGAGAACCAGCUUCGUCUGCACACCUCGUCGAAGGUCACUGUCGACUCUCUGGUCGCCUCGCACCUCCUCUCCCGACUGCCGCCGUCCCUCGAGUCGUGGCGCUCGACCUUUGUCAACGACCAAGGUGAUUCGACGACCCUGCCGUCUGUCUCGGUGAUUUUCGAUCGCCUCCUACGCGACAUUCGCGCUCGUCCAGUCGACGCUCCCACCGCGGCGCUUGCUCGAUCGUCCGCUCGCGACGCCCGCGCUCCUCGCUCCCCGUGCCCCAACCCAAAGUGUCGCAAGAUGCAUUGGCUCAGGGACUGUCCCGACACCGCUUGGGCAGCCUCCUUCCGCGCACGUCGUGCCACCAAGAACGGCAACAAGCCCGCCGGCGAACGCAAGUCUUCGCAGCCCGCUGCCUCUCCCGCUGCCGCGCCGGCUGUCGCCGACGAGCACCUCUCGCCCGCGACCUACGCCGCCUGCUUCCUCUCCGCCUCCUCCCCGUUCGACAAGGGGGCCUGGCUCCUGGACUCCGGCGCCAAUUGGCACAUGGCCAACGACGUUCAUCUAUUUACGCACCUGCAGCCCGUCAAGGGACCGCACGUUGCUGGUGUUGCGGGCUCCCUGCCCUCCACCGGUUCCGGCUCCGUGGAGCUCAACACGACCUCCGGUCGCGUCGCCGUCACUGACGUUCUUCAUGUGCCCUCGUUGCCUUGCAACUUGUUGUCCGUUCGACGCCUCGACCGCCUCGGCUUCACGGUCUCGUUCGGCUCCAACGUCGCCACCAUCCGCAACGCCGCCGGCACCGCUGUCGCCACCGCUCGGGCCAUCGCAAACGACCUGUACACUCUGGACCUCGCCGCUGCACCUUGUACGCCCCACGCUCUGCUUGCUUCGCCCUCCCAGGUGUCCUUGCUUACCCUCCACAACCGCCUCGCGCACCUCCCUGUCCUCCUUCUCAAGAUAAUCGUUCAGAAAGGGAUGGUUACCGGUGUGGCGUGGGAUUACUCGGACGAGGAGUGUAGAACCUUCAAUUGCAAUGCAUGUCUCGCUUCCAAAGCGCAUGCCCUCCCAUUCGCUCGCUCCAAGUUGAUUGCCUCGCAGCGCCUCGGCCUGAUCCAUGUCGACCUUGCCCAAAUGCCACAUGUUAGCUUCGGUGGUCAUUGCUACAUGCUUGUGAUCGUCGACGACCACACCCGAAAGCACUGAUGCAUCCUCCUUGCCCGCAAGAGCAACACCUUCCCGCGCCUUCGCGAUUGGAUUCUUGAGGUUGAGCGAGUGACCGGCGACAGCGUCAAGACCAUUCGCUCCGACAACGGCGGCGAAUUCACGCUGCGCAGUUUCGUCGAUUUCUGCUGCAGCAAGGGCAUUCGUCGAGAACUCACGAUACCCUACACGCCACAGCAAAAUGGACGGGUUGAGCACCCCAACCGCACCAUCAAGGAGGGCAUCCUUGCCCUUGCCUACUCGGCCGGUGUCGACUCGCGACUCUGGGGUGAAGCGGCCAUGUACUUUGUCCGAUGCAAGAACAUGACACCCCAUGCCGGCGUCAGUGGCGAAAUCCCCGACGCUUGUUGGUAUGGUUACGCACCGGAUGUUUCCUCUCUUCGCACCUUUGGCUGCCGUGCCUGGCAUUGCCUUCCUUCGGCGUCCCACUCUGCUCUCGACCCUAAGGCCAUGCCUCUCAUCUUCGUUGGCCUCGACGACCAUUCGAAGGCUUACCGCCUGUUCAAUCCGGCGACACGCAAGGUGCUCCUCAGCCGGAACAUCCUUUUCCAUGAAUCCGAGUUCCCCGCCUCGUUCUCUCCGGCCAAUCCUCUCCCGGAUGUUGUUGCAUUACACCCUGACCAGGCUGACCUCCCCCGCUCCCCUGCGCCUCGCGCUGAGCAGCUUACCCCCGCGCCUGAUGCCUCUGACCAAGGCUCGCCGGCCCUUGCUCGUAAUGUCCCUGACCAGGAAUUGCCCGCACCCUUCGCCUCUGACCAAGGCAGCGCCCCUGACCAGGGCAGCCCCGACUCGGCACUUUCUACGCCUUGUCCCUCUCCUCGACUCCGGCCCAGCUCCUACUAUUUCUCCGCCCUGUGCCUUGCCCCGGAGUUCUCUGAUGAUGUCGAUGACACCCUUCACUCGCCUGCGCCUGUGUGCUACCUUGCGGACACUGCUGCCGCCCUCCUCGAUACUUCUUCCGUCGAUCCCGCGGAGCUCGUUGCGCCUGCGCGCGACCCUCCCCACUGGCGUGCUGCCAUGGCCUCGCCCCAGGCGGAUGAGUGGCGUCUUGCGGCUCGUGAUGAAUUUGACUCACUCUCUCGCGAUUUCUCCGCUUUCACGCCCAUCGACCAAUCACUUGUCCCCGACGACGCCAAAAUCAUUGGCUCUCGCUUCGUCUUUCGCACCAAACGCGACCAGUUCGGGAAGAUCAAGUCUUACAAAGGCCGCCUUGUCGCCCGCGGCGAUUCCCAGCGAUCUGGUAUCGAUUUUGACGAGACUUUUGCGCCCGUUGCCAAGUUCACUUUGAUCCGUGCUCUGCUGGCCCUGUCUGCUGCCCGAGGCUAUCACGUUCACCAGGCCGACAUCGACAAAGCGUACCUUCAUGGAAAGCUCGACAAGCCUUUGUACAUGCGUGUCCCCGAGGGCAUUGCCCUGCCCGGUAAAGUUCUCCAAUUGCACCGUUCCCUCUACGGCUUACGCCAGGCUGGUCGCAUCUGGACGGACGAAAUUGACUCUACCCUCCUUGGGUUGGGUUACGUCGCCACUGAGUCCGACCAUUGUGUCUACAUCAAAACCGUUGGGGACGUGCACCACUACAUCGCACUUUACGUCGACGACAUCCUCAUGAUUGGCCCCUCCCUACCCGAAAUUGAGCAUACCCUCCAGGGCCUUGAACGAUGUUACGGUGUCAAGCACCUUGGUGAAGCGGAAUACGUCCUUGGCAUCCAGAUCCGGCAUUCCUCCGACGGCUCGAUCACGCUAAGCCAGGAGCAGUACCUCAAGGACAUCCUCGCUCGUUUUGGCAUGUCGAACGCCCACCCGGUUGCCACCCCGAUGAAAUCCGACCUCCACCUUGAGAUUGAGAUCAACCCUGCCCCGUUUGCGGACCGCACCCGCUAUCUUCAGGCCAUUGGCUCGCUCAUGUACGCAUCCACUGGCACUCGCCCCGAUCUGGCCUAUGCUGUCAGUUACUUGGCUCGAUUCUCCCAGUCUCCAUCCGAAGCUGCCUGGGGUGCUGUCAAGCACGCUUUCCGUUACCUCGCUGGAACGCUCUCGCACGGCCUGCACUAUUCCCGCGGCGACCCUGCUCCCAUGAUUGGCUACUCUGAUUGCAACUGGGGUGCCUGUGUGCUCUCCUCCAAGUCGACCAUGGGCUACGCGUUCCUCUAUGCCGGUGGCGCCAUCUCGUGGUCCUCGCGCCUCCAGUCUCGCGUGGCAGACUCCACUUGCGACACCGAAUACCUGGCUCUCUCGCAUGCCGGCAAGGAAGCCAUUUUCCUGCGUCAACUGUUUGGUGAGCUGGGUCUCCCCUCUUCUGCUCCGACUCUAGUACUUGGCGACAAUCAAGGCGCCAACACCCUCACUAAGAAUCCGGUUUUCCAUGCCCGCACCCGCCACAUCCGACUUCGUGAGCACUUUGUCCGCGACAUGGUCGCCCUUGGUGAUAUCGCGGUCCAGUACAUCAACACGGCCAACAUGACCGCCGACAUCUUCACCAAGGCUCUGGCCCGCGACCUCUUUGCGCGUCACCGCGGCCGCCUUGGCAUCUGUCCUCCCUGAUGCUCGAAGUCGGGGGGGUGUGAGAUUCUCAAAGUACUUUAAUUCUCUCUUAUUUCCUUCUAGCAUCAUGGCCCCUGUGUCUCUUCCCUUAUUCUCCUUCUUGACCCGGCUUUGCCGUCUAUCUUCCGCAUUCUGGCCAGACUCGCGCACUUGCUCUCAGCUAGCUGGCCCCGCGCGACUCUCUCUCUCCUGCUCAAGCAACUUCUUGGUCUGGUCUCCCUUGGUCCGUCGAUCAGAGACUUACCACUGCUUGAGCAGGUCUGUGCGUUGCUUCUACCUCUCAUAG
Microbotryum saponariae is the source of this 4516-nucleotide messenger RNA. The record is from the annotation of a GenBank genome assembly. NCBI's taxonomy places the organism in Eukaryota, Fungi, Basidiomycota, Microbotryomycetes, Microbotryales, Microbotryaceae.